GAAAACCAACCACCAGGUUAACUUCAUUCGGCGUGGGUUAAAGUCAGUUAGGGCCAGUUUGAUUGAUGGGCGAUCUCAUGGGGCUUGGGGGUAUUCAGGGUUGCAUUACGCAUAUAUCUAUUCACGUGCAACUAUGAAAAUGCAGAUGAUCCAGUGUAAUUACCAUCGUGACUCGAAAGGUAACCUCAAAUCGAUUCAACCUCAAGUAAUAUUAAACCACACGAGUUCAUCAGCGGUAAGAAAUCAGUGAAUCAAAUAUAAGUGAAAGUCUACGUGGAUUAAAUAAUAUUAAAAAGACUGAAGAAAUAUGCACGUCACGUAUCAAAACCAACGAAUGAAAUGUCUGGCCGUUACGUCAAUUCUUCUUCGUAUAGACGCUGUAUACGUAAUAUCUAGACUGCACGACAUUUAAUCGCGAUUCGUGUGCCGUUUUGCAAAUAGAUAGAAGAGAAUGGUUUUGAAUACGAGGGAAUGAAGAUGGCUGCUCUUUUCAUCGGAUUGUGUUCCAGAGUGUAAAAGGACAGUGAGUGGUAGGCGUUAUACGUAGGAUGGCGGCCUCGUCCUUCCCAUAUUCAGACACAGCCGGACCUUCAGUCAUCGAUGUUACGGCAGAGCAAAAUUUCUAUGCGAAUCCCCGAAGAAUCCACAGGUCCAAGUAUUUCGAAACAUCAGAGAAAAAUAAGCGGUGUAUUGUUAAUUAGCUGAAAAUACAAGAGAGGGCUUCGAAAUUCAAUUUGAAAGUUAAAGCCCCGUACGCACUUGGCUACGCGUGAAAGCAGCCGCAUAUACGGAAAUAUAGGAAACGCUUGAAAAUCGCUCCAGGGGAAAAUGUCGGGCGAACGUCGAUGAGAACUGUCAAAAAAGUAUCAUAGAAUCAUAAUAGAAAGAAAGUAUAAUUCGAAAAUUUAUACUCGCGGUAUUUCUCUUGUAUAGCAUGGGACCAUGUGCCUUGUAUUUCCUUCUUGUAUUCGCAGCAUGUUUGCCCUAUGAGAGAAACCGGGUGUUGGCUAACAAGGCUUUAAAAAACGAACAAAAUAUCGGUACAGUCUUGUUCGAAAGAAGCGACUGUGGAAAACAUUGCUGGACCAGUGAGGAGUUUACAAUUUUAAACAGUCGCAGAAUGUUUCAAGACAUAUUGCCAAAGGUGAAAGUCAUCAACUGCCAGAACGACCAGUACAUAGCAAUGCUCAUGGACUAUUUCCACAUAUGUCUCGAAUGCGUUCGCAAGCUCUCAAUUGGAAAAACUAAGCACCUUAUGCUGAAAGCUUUGGCGGAUACUAUGGGUGGUUAUCUGCAAGUUUACAUACUGCCCCUUACCAAGCAUUCGUACUAUGCUGGAAAUAUUAAGUACAGAAAUGCCAAAAGGCUUUUUGAGCUUUUCGACGAGCUCAAGAACUUCCUUCAUACGAAUGGGGUCGGAUGGAUGAAGCCAACUCUGAACAAGAAGCACGUGAAGACACCGCCGAUCGUUAUUACGCCGCCCAGAAGUUCCUUGGCGUGCAAUGGCCUUAUUACUUAUCCGGCUCAUUCGGCUGAAAUGAACUCUCGAGAUUUUCACUAUUCUCACGCGAUGAAAAGGAAACGAUUUACGCGAGGUAGGAGGCCAUCGAGAAAUUCUCCUUUGGGAUAUAGUGAAUAUGGUGGAAUUACAAGGCCGGUUAUUGUGCCUUUGCCGUUUUUGGAUGACGAGGCUCAACCUAAUAGCAUUGCUAUGCCGUUCAAGACCGACAACUUGCAGUCUCUUUAUUGCGAGAAGUCUGCUUUUGCACUAGUGAAAUAUUAUGUUGCUAGUGUCAAGUGCAUUGUGUCAAAGUCAAAAACGAAUUAUGAACUUGGCAGGUUUAAUGAGGAUUUUUUUGAAUGGCUACAGACAUCGGUCCAUACUCAUUUGGAUGACGAGAAAUGGUACCCAGCAUUCGGAGGAGUAUUAAGAGUAAUGGCGUCGUUAAGAGAGACAGGGCUUGUUAAUGGGCUUAACAAAGGGAAACAAGGUGGCGGGUAUCAGAUGAUGCCAAAAUUAAUUGUGGUCACUACCAAACAACCCGAUGAUGGUGUUUCACCUUUAUACAGAGGAAAUUCUGCUGGGAAAUUGAGGGCCACGGAAAAAAGUAUUAUUGCUGUAUCCUGCUUUGUCUGCUUCUGGAUCUUGAUGGGUGUUUUCAUGGUUUGUUAUAAUUAUCUUAAAAAACAUUCCGAAGAAUGCUCACCUUGCGAAUCACCAACUGACUCACGCGUCGCUAUACUCUAUGGUAAUGCUGAUUACUGCCAGGCGGCUUCGCAAAAAAGCUUUACGGAAAAGUUCAAGCAGUGGUGGGGUGGCAAAUGCGGUACCACGUGUCCUGGGGCAUGUAAGGAUUAUGACGAAGAGGAACGAUACAUGGCAACAAUAAAUUACUGCAACAAAGACGUAAUUGAUAUGUGCAACAGCAAUAAAUCCUGUCAAAAAAGUCUUUACACGAAAACGGAGUCACCUCAGCUGUUAGCAGUUUCGCCAACGGAUACAGACUCGCCCAGGAAGACCGACGACGAUUUGGAUAAUUCGUAUAAUUUUCAAGGACCUAGAUACAGCAGGGUAAGUUGAAUGAAGUUUGACAGUUAUCUUUUUGAAAUAUUUAUGCGCUCAUACAAUGGAUAUUAAUAAUGUAUUUGUAAGAAUUUUUGUACUAGCAAUUUUUCUAAUUUCUCAUAUACUAAACUUGAACAAUAACAGCACAAGGGUGUCACGUGCCGAGAUAACUACAGGCAGCAUUGAUUAUCAAAUGGAGCUAGAAUAUCACCAUAUAGGUGUAAUAAAAUCGUCGACGAUCACUCUGAAAGGCACAUGAGAAAUAGCCAAUCCCAGUCAUGCAAACUCCCGCGAUCAGUACAGCCAUAACUGUACCAACAAUCUUUUUUUAUUAAUCCAAGAAAACUGACGUGUUCCCCAAGAGUGGCGGCAAAUUUCACCAUGAGCCGAGUAUCAAUUUAUAAUAUACCCUUUACGAAUUUCAUACAAAGGUCUGAUUAAAGUCUUUCCCAAAGAAUGAACCAAAAGUAUUUCUCAAUGAUGGUAGAAUAAAUUUUACGAGUAUAAUCAUUAA
This is a messenger RNA of Cephus cinctus (wheat stem sawfly), 3080 nucleotides long. RefSeq lists its product as uncharacterized. Bases 935 to 2581 code for a protein of 548 amino acids. The transcript has 13 exons. The record is from RefSeq and is a predicted model, not a curated record. NCBI's taxonomy places the organism in Eukaryota, Metazoa, Arthropoda, Insecta, Hymenoptera, Cephidae.